UCAUCGGAUUAUGAACACCAAAUCCACUUCAGGACAGAUACGACUAGAUUUGGACACCGGGUGGCCAACAAAAAGCGGUCAAUUAACACCGGACAGGGAUGACCAUUGGGCACAAUCACCUCCCGGUGCCCAACACUUCUGGCGCAUCACCUUUGCUAUAGUGAUGGCCCCGUUUGCGUUGACCGGUGCCCCUGUAUUUAGCGCAGCGUCACAUAGUCUCUACCCUAUCGACACUACCGGCAAAUGGCUGCGGCAUAUAUUUACCAAUAUCAAUUUAGUGCCGAUUACUAUUUUAUCGCUGGGCGAUAUCGCAAACACGCUUUUGUUUGUGGGAGCUUUGCCCAAAAACGUUUUGUUCACCAUAGGCGAUUUGUGCAAUUUAUUGCCCAUAGCGCUUCCGGUCACCCUAUUUUGGUUUAACGCUAUUCAUUCAAUCAGCUACUCGACGUACGACUGGAGACUCAAACAUGGUAUCACAACCGAGAGUAAAUUGGAAUUUUUUGGUUACAUUAUCGCUACCACAUUGUUGUUUAUUGUUUAUCUAACAUUCGCCUCGGCCAUACAUUGCAAAUGUAUCGAGUUAAAUGAAUUUAUAUUGAACUCGGCCAACACAGCACCAGACGGAUCGGUCGAGUUGGGUCGAUUGCGCGAAAUUAAGCGCAAGUUCAAAACAAACGCCGACAACAUAGUCGCUAUCAAUAAAACGCUUAAUCUAGUUAUGUCAACAUUUAUCAUCACGUUAAUUAUCGAAAUGUUCAUCGACUCGAUUAACAUAAUGCUUUUGUUUUCUGCCUAUUGGGGCCGCCCAGUGACCAGUACACUUGGCCCCGUCACGGGCGGCGCCCACACAUCUGUGCGACACUUCCGUUUACUCAAGUAUUACAUGUCGGCCCGUUUGGAGAGGACUGAGACUCCGGCCGUACUUUGCAUUUCAGUCUUCUUGGGUUACAACUUCUUAAGCCAGAGAUUCACCGCCAGAACCAAUAGUCGGCGCUGGGGCGGGGAAUGUCUGUGCGGAUGGGCUAACCACCGGCGGGGGUCCGCCCCCAUAGGCCUCAACAUUAUUGGCCCGACCGGUAGAUGCGGUUCGGAUCAGGAAUAUGGCGAUUUGUCUUCAAAGAAACGGCUUACUGGCGCCGCGAAUGCCAGGAACUCUACAAAUGUGGGCCCCUCUAUGCUUAUGAUUAUUACGGAUGCCACCCUGACAUACAUUUGCAUGAGUGCUGGUGGAAUGCACCAUGGCCAGAAUAUUGCAAUGAAUGCGUUGAUAAAAAGCACGAGACCCAACACCGUGCAAAUGCGUGUGGCCCACAACUCCAGCCACACUAAUCAUGGUACAUUAAAAGGUGUUCAAAAAGUUGAGGCUGGAUACAGUUACCGUCAAUUUUUGGGUAUACCAUAUGCGUCGGCACCAAUCGGC
Medioppia subpectinata is the source of this 1420-nucleotide messenger RNA. The record is from the annotation of a GenBank genome assembly. Lineage: Eukaryota; Metazoa; Arthropoda; Arachnida; Sarcoptiformes; Oppiidae.